AUGAGUACUAAACAGAAGCUUAACCGAUUUCUGAAAGCCUUGGACGCUGCCAAACAAGAUUACACCUGUGGUUAUUGUAAAGAAAUGUGUGUAAAUCCAGCGGUUCUAAGUUCCUGUUUUCAUAUUAUUUGUUCAGAACACUUUCCAAGUCUAAAACUAUGUCCGACUUGUGGAAUACCUUUGCUUAACUGUUCUCUAUACGUUGACGAAACAUUGGAAAACUGCAUUCAGUCUACUAAGCAACUUGAUAAUAUGUUUCAAGCUAUCAAAUCUGGUUCUAGCCAGUCAAAUACAAGACAGUCGAAAGAAAAUGUGUCGAGAAGCGAAAUUUCCGAAGAAAAUGAAGAAAACAAAACCAACAAGGAAGAAGUUCGCAAAAAUGUGUCCCAACAAAAUUCUAGAACCGAUGUCAAUAUGUCAUUAUGUCAUUAUUAUCUACGGUUAGUUCUAGUAAAGGAAAGGAAAAAAAGAACACCAAAGGUGAGACCUGCCUCCAUGUAG
Messenger RNA from Leptosia nina, 501 nucleotides. The record is from the annotation of a GenBank genome assembly. NCBI's taxonomy places the organism in Eukaryota, Metazoa, Arthropoda, Insecta, Lepidoptera, Pieridae.